This is a messenger RNA of Carassius gibelio (silver crucian carp), 5454 nucleotides long. Its product is annotated as golgin subfamily A member 6-like protein 22. Gene Ontology annotation, cellular component: Golgi apparatus. The transcript has 12 exons. The record is from RefSeq and is a predicted model, not a curated record. Bases 285 to 1826 code for a protein of 513 amino acids. NCBI's taxonomy places the organism in Eukaryota, Metazoa, Chordata, Actinopteri, Cypriniformes, Cyprinidae.
UUAACAAGAAGAAGAACGUAUUAACGAGAGAUGUGUUUAUCAUAAUAUUGUUAACCGUAAUAGACAAUACGGUUAUAAAUUCGCUACCGUUUAAUACAACAUAUAUGUAUAUUUGUUAUGUACGAGUGUGAAGCGAUAUAAGUCAAUGUUGCAGGACAGUGGACCUUCAGGACCAGACUUGAAGAACCAUCCAGUGGGAUGACCGAGUUUGUGUAGUUUUGAUUUACUUUAUUUAAAACCUCCUGUCUAAGAUCUCCAGUCUUAGGCCAUAGGUUGUGUAAACAAUGUUGAGGUGGUUUUCAGCAGAUGAGUCCAGCUCUGCGCAUGGAGCUCCUGUCUCCCCGCAGGUGGACAUGGGCAGCGAAAUGAGAGUUGCUGAGAUCACUGAGCAGCUAACACAGAUGGAGGAACUUGUGGCCAAACUAAAAGAGUUGAUAAGGGAAAAGGAUGCAGCACUCAGCAGUAAAGAUAACCAAGCUAAGGAGCUGACAGAACAAAUGCAGCGCUUGCAGGGUGAGAAAGAAAACUUUCAGGCAAAGCUGGAGGCAGAACGUCACAUUACUCGGGCUCGGAUCAAGGAUCUACUGGAGAAACAUGAAGCAGAGUUGCUCAGUGCUGCUAAUAAACAUGAGACUGAGUUGUCAGAGAAGGAGCAGGCCUUACGCAGACAGCUUGAGACCCUUCAGCGCUCUAUAUCACAGCCCGCAGAUGCAUCAGCAAACCAAUCUACUUGCAUCACAGCUCAGAGAGUCACAGAGCUGCAAGCCCAAGUGAAGCUGAAAGAAGCAGAGGCCAGUAAAGCAGAAGCAAAGUUUUUAAAAAUGAAAGCAUGGUCCAAAUCUAGGAUCAGGCAGAUCGAGGAGGAACUCAAAAAAGUUAAGUCUGGAGUAUUCAGUCUCGACAUGUCCCCGAAUGUUACGUCCCUACAUAGUCGCAUUACUGAGUUGCAAGAGGAGAGAGAGGAAAUGCUCAGCAAACUGGAGCUGUAUGAAGAUAUGAAGGCAAAAAAUGAUUUUCUUGAGACAUCAAUAGAUGAACUGCAGAAGCAGCUUAUGGAAUAUAAAGAACAGCAGAGGAAGAUGCAGGCCGACUUGGAACAGGUGACCAAGAGAGCAGCAUCACAGGUGAGUGAGACAGGCAGCAUGGAUGAUGUUCAGGUGAUGGAGUGGCAAGAAAUGAUUACCAUGGUGACUGAGGCAGAAAGGGUUCGAGAUCAGAGUCAUGAGAAGAAUGUCAUGGCCUUCAGAUUGAGCCACAACGAGGAGGAGAGAGAGGAAUUAGCCAAUCGGCAAGAGGAAGUGGAGGAGGAGUUGGCCCAGGCCCGUGGACUCUGCACACAGAAAAGCAGGAAGCCCAAAUAUUUCACCCCACACAGCCUGCAGGAGGACUUGGAAUUUCAUAGUAGGCAAGACCCAAUAAGCCCCACUGAUUGCGAUGUUCUUGUAAAUGGAGAGAACAUGGGUGGAUGGUGGCCACAGCACAGUGCUGCAGAUACAGAUGGCUUGAGGUCUGUUGUUGCGGAGCUUGAACUCGAGAGAAACCAACUGCAGGAACAGAUUUUGGUCCUUGAGAAUCAGUGCCAAGAUCUAGAGGACCGUCUGCAACUUCAGGCUCGCAUUGAAUUACUACAGUUCCUAUUCCCAUUCCUGUUCUCUCCCUGUUUGUUUGUUGUUGGGGAGGUGGGUUCUACGUCACAUGUGUUCUGGACCCUGGCGGAUGGUAUGGGAUAUAAUGAUGUGGCCCUUAAAUACAUUUUCAACACCGGUCUGGAUGACCCGGUGCCUCGAAGGGAAAUGGACCAGUUGGACGCUUAUAAUUUCUGGUAGCUUGUGUUCUACCUACAACAUCGGUCUCCGUGGAAUACCCCAGCCACAUUCUCCUGGUGGGAUGGCCGAUUCUAGACUGGGGUCUACAAACAGGAGGACCGCCAGCCCAGCGCCACUGCACAAGAUGGCCGCCAGCCCAGCGCCACAGCACAAGAUGGCCACCAGCCCAGCGCCACAGCACAAGGUGGCCGCCAGCCCAGCGUCACAGCGCAAGAUGGCCGCCGUCCCAGCGCCACUGCCCAAGAUGGCCGCCGGUCCAGAGUCAUGACACAAGAUGGCCGCUUGUCCAGUGCCUCUGCACAAGAUGACAGCCACAGUUGACCCUCCAAAGUCGAGUCAGGUUCCUGUUGACCCUCCAGAGUCGAGUCAGGUCAAGUCACUGUUGACACUCCGGAGUCAGGUUAAGUCACCAGUGAUCUUCAUGGACAAAGGCAAGUCACCAUUGAUCUUCAUGGGCAAGGGCAAGUCACCAAUGAUCUUCAUGGGCAAAGGCAAAUCACCAUUGAUCUUCAUGGGCAAAGGCAAGUCACCAUUGAUCUUCAUGAGCAGAGUCAGGUCACCAAUGAUCUUCAUAAGCAGAGUCAAGUCACCAAUGAUCUUCAUUAGCAGAGUCAAGUCAUCAUUGGUCUUCCUGAAUCCAGUCCAAACACCACGGAAUCCGCACCUCUGCUGAACUACCAGAGCUUCUCCACGUCUCGGCUGAACUACCAAGGUCUCUCCACGUCUCUGCUGAACUACUAGAGCCUCUCCACAUCUCGGCUGAACUACCAGAGCCUCUCCUCGUCUCUGGAGAACUUCCAGAGCCUGGUGGGCUUCUGUCUCGACUGCACGGAAGUGGUGGUCUUCUGUGCCGCCCGGGUGGGCUUCUGUCUCGACCGCACAGAAGUGGUGGUCUUCUGCCGCAAAUAUCACAUUUGAAUAUUUGAGCUCACAAAAAAACGUAUAUUUGAAUAUUUGUUUAUUUGAAUUAAGUUCAAUGAGACAGACGUUAUUUUUCAUUAAUAUUUGUUGUUUCCAUCAUUUUGAACAAGCUUACACACAAUAAGCUUGAACACAUCGUGUUUUGUAGCUGAAAACCUUUAACAAUGCGUGCAAACAAACAAAAGUACAGAUUAAAAGCAAAAAAAAAGGUGAACAAAUAUAAAAUGUAAAGCAGCCUGCAGCAAUAGGCUAUUGUAGAACGUAGCCUACACUUUUAAACUUUUAAACUGUCAGCAAUCUUUUUUUCUAUUGUUUAACAUGUUCUUGUUAAGAAAUACGGGCAUGUAUACAUGGUCAGGGGAAAGUCGGCUCUUUAGUCUGUUAACAAUAAGGCCGGCCGUGGAGAAAACACGCUCUGACGGCACAGACAUUGGCAGGACUUACAAAUAAUGGUGUGCUAAGCGAAUAAGUUUUGUGAAGCGCUUCGUGUUUUUAUUUCACCACUGAAUGGGAUCCUCAUCUGGUGGAAUACCUGGCACCAGCAAGAACUGUUCCCACUCGUCUCGGCUGGACUCUCUGUAAUCAUUGCUUAAGAACUGGCUCAACCUUUUCCGACGAGUGGGCAUUGCAUCCUCUUCAUCGUUGGUGACGGCGGCUGCAUCCGCACCACUCGCAUCAAGGAAAAUGUUCUGAUAAUGUUCAAAUUAUUUUUUUUACUUCUCAUGUUUUCAUCGAGAAACCUGAGAUGUUUGUGCUGAGGGUCUAGGGCAGAUGUGAGAAGAGGAGUUUUCACUGCAAAUCAAGUUAACGGUGUUUAUUCGUUGCUUGAGAGAUGCUGCAACAAUGUUCUUGAAUUUGAUCUCUUUCUGUGAUUCUCCACGGCAUAUUUGAAGGACUGUAGAAGACCACAGUUCUUAGGGGCCAUUCAAAUAUUGCGUCUUUUGGGCGCUCAAGUUCGUUAUUUCCAAUCUAGGCGCGGUAUGCUCGCUCAUAAUGGAAGCGACGCGGUCACGAUUCGCACGAUUUGCUGAGUUUAGGUUUGAAGAUUAUGAAAAUUCAUAUUUACAGUAAAGAAGUAAAAGGAACUGAAAUUGUGAAUAUUAACAUUGUUUUCCAGUGUACUAUAAAAUAAUUACAAUUUUAUUUAAUACUCAUUUUCUAUUUUAAAACAAUGGUAUUAUAUGGUGUUUAUUUAUUAAUAUUUAUUAUUUAUCAUUUAGUAAAAAUAAUAAUAAUAAUAAUAACUAAAUAAAGUGCAACAAUGCUAUUAUUAAUUUAUUUUUUAUAGUAGGUCACACUAUGCUCAAGGUGAUCGCCAAACCAAAUCUUCAGGUGCUCUGAUGAGAACCAGACUGAGAAAAAUUAUUUGCAUCUCUGAUUAUAGCACGAUAUUGACGUGUACUCCAGUUUUAUCAAAGGAUUAUUGUUGCAGUGCAUAUAUCCCAUUUUUAUGAGUUUUUGUGAAAGUGCAGAACUGAGUCAGUGAGCUGACACUUUCGGUGGAUACAGUUUUCAAAAGUUGAAUAUGUAUUUUUUUUUUUAUAGUGCUAAGACAGAGGCACCAAACUCAGUUCCUCUAUGGCCACAGCCAAAAGGAUUUUAGCUUCUUCCUUAAUUAAACACACCUGAUUCAGCUAAAUACGUCUUUCGCAAUUUAAAAACCACAGGAAUGAGUGUUGGAGCAGGGUCGGAGGUAAACAGCAGCUGGAAUAAUUCAAGUGAGCAUGUCUUUGACUUGAGGUCAUGAUUUAAUUUAGCAAUUUCUGUAUUGCAUUAGUUUUGAAUAUUUCUCAUGGGCAUGUAAUAAUUUUUUACUUUGUGGUGUGUUAAACUUUUUUUUUUCUUUUUUUUUUUUACGCAUUUUACCUGUAAAAGGAAACCUGCUUAAUAAUUAUGCACACCUGAGUAUAAGGCAUUUUUCACUUCCAGCCAUUGUUAACAAUUACACAUCACUUUGAUUAAAUUGGUUAUUAAAUUUGAUGCGGUUUGUAAUUGGUAAAUUGUACGUGGAAAACAAAUAUGGCCAGAAUAUCAACUUGCAUAAUAAUUCCACUGUAGUUGUAAUGUUUACAAAAAAAUCUGGGUUAGAGUAAUACCCUUACAAUGGAGGUGAAUGGGGUCACAUUUUGGAGAAUAUAAGGUCAGACAAGGUCCAAAAUGCAACAGAAUAUGAUAACAAAAAGUUCUAAAAAAAUAAUUACUUAAAGGGUUACUUCACCCCAAAAUGAACAUUUUAUCAUUAAUCACUUACCCCCAUGUCAUUCCAACACCAAAAAAACUUUGAUCAUCUUCAGAACACAAUUUAAAAUAUUUUGAAUGAAAACCGGGAUGCUUGUGACUGUCCCAUUGACUUCCAAGUAAAUGACACUGUCUAGGUCCAGAAAAGUACUGCCAACAGUGGUUCAACCGUAACGUUAUGAAGUAACAAAAAGAAAAUAUUUUUUCAAAAUUUGUCUCCUCUGUCUCCCUGCAGCUGUGCUGUGGUAAACAUGGAACUUUUCCUUGACAUGAAACGGUAAAUAAUCAAACCAGUGGAAGCAGUGCGUUUAUCCUUUAUUCAUGCAAAAUCUAUUCAGUCAGUAUCGCUUUCUCUGCUGCGGUCGAAUUGGGCUCUGCCAUCUUCCAUGCAAGACACAUCAACUUUCAGUAGUGACGCUGUGCCAGACAGUGCAACUCCUGUGACCUGUCCCUGAACCCUCAGACGCGC